Messenger RNA from Xyrichtys novacula (pearly razorfish), 1008 nucleotides. Lineage: Eukaryota; Metazoa; Chordata; Actinopteri; Labriformes; Labridae. The record is from the annotation of a GenBank genome assembly.
AUGAACGAGUCACUGGUGGUGAACGACUCCUCCGCAACCCCUGUGGUAGGGGAAGCUCUCCCGUGGUUGGAGGCUGAGUCUGCAGAGCACAACGGCAGCCUGGAGUUCUCCACUGCUCCACUAGAUUUCCCCAUCAACCCAUGGGACAUUAUGCUCUGUAUGUCUGGCACUGUCAUCGCCUGUGAAAAUGCCAUUGUGGUAGCAAUCAUCUUCUACACUCCCACACUGAGGACUCCCAUGUUUGUGCUGAUUGGGAGCCUGGCCACAGCGGACCUGCUUGCCGGCAUGGGAUUAAUUCUGAACUUUGUGUUCCAGUAUGUGAUCUCAUCUGAGACUAUCAGCCUUAUCACUGUCGGCUUCCUGGUGGCCUCCUUCACAGCAUCUAUAAGCAGCCUUUUGGCAAUCACAGUGGACCGUUACUUCUCCCUCUACAAUGCCCUGACUUAUUUCUCUGAGAAGACGCUGCAGUAUGUACACCUGAUGUUGCUGGGGACUUGGGGGGUGUCUCUGUUCUUGGGUUUGCUGCCUGUUCUUGGCUGGAACUGCCUGGACGAGCCUUCAUCCUGCAGCAUUGUCCGGCCUUUGACCCGUAGCAACCUUAUGCUUCUAGCAACCUCCUUCUUCGCCAUCUUUAUGUUAAUGCUAACCUUAUAUUUUAAGAUCUGUAAGAUUGUCUGCCACCACGCCCACCAGAUAGCCCUCCAGCAGCACUUUUUUGCCACAUCCCAUUAUGUAGCCACUAAAAAAGGGGUUUCAACUCUGGCUAUAAUUUUGGGAACAUUUGGUGCCAGUUGGCUGCCAUUCGCCAUUUACUGCCUGGUUGGUGAGAAGGAAUAUCCAUCAGUGUACACUUAUGCUACACUUUUACCAGCCACCUACAACUCCAUGAUCAACCCCAUCAUCUAUGCCUAUAGGAACGCAGAGAUCCAGCGCUCCAUUUACAUGCUUCUCUGUGGCUGUUUUCAGGCUAAUAAAGCCUAUAGGUCCAGGUCGCCUAGUGAGGUCUAA